Molecule: messenger RNA, 815 nt
Organism: Panicum virgatum (switchgrass)
Lineage: Eukaryota; Viridiplantae; Streptophyta; Magnoliopsida; Poales; Poaceae
Exons: 2
Coding region: 103-438 (111 amino acids)
Source: RefSeq, a predicted model, not a curated record
AGGCUCUAGCUAUUGCCGGCCGGCUAGGACCGGUGGCACACACCACUCACUACUGUCCACUGCGCCUUCUAUAUCUUCGUAGUCAAAGAGGAGGUAGCUCACAUGGGGACGGCCUCGACAGGCCCGGACACCAUGGAGGCAACAAGGGCCCCCGGCCUCUCCAUCACCGUCGAGAAGAACCCGCCGGAGGCGCGCUUGCUUCAGCUCGGCGUCAAGUCCUGGCCAAAAUGGGGCUGUCCGCCGGGGAGGUUCCCGCUCAAGUUCGACGCGGCGCUGACGUGCUACCUCGUGAAGGGCAGGGUGAGGGCCGCCGUGAAGGGCUCCCGCGAGUGCGUCGAGUUCGGCGCCGGCGACCUCGUCGUCUUCCCCAAGGGCCUCAGCUGCACCUGGGACGUCGUCGUCGGCGUCGACAAGCACUACAAUUUCGACCCCUCCUGAAUUAUGAGCGCCACACGCAUCAUCUCGUUCUCAUUAGUCAUUUCUCACUCUUCCUUUUUUUUCUGACGCCCCAAAUUCCUCUCUCCUCUUUACUGCAACGACAACUACCUACCAUGGUUUAGCUAGCAAGGAUUUGUGUGUUAGCCCUAGCCACAAGCUCUCUCUCUCUCUCUCUCUCUCUCUCUCUCUCUCUCUCUCUCUCUCUCUCUCUCUCUCUCUCUCUCUCUCUCUCUCAGAAGCUGCGAGUCAACAGAGAAAUUUGAUGGCUUGGUCCACAGUUUGAUAGCUUGCAAUAUACUACGGCCAUACUAUUGCACAGAUAUACUAUAUCGUCAGUGACAGCAAUAUAAUGCAGAGAGAUGAUGUUCUUGAUUGGA